This is a messenger RNA of Stegodyphus dumicola, 826 nucleotides long. RefSeq lists its product as uncharacterized. Lineage: Eukaryota; Metazoa; Arthropoda; Arachnida; Araneae; Eresidae. The record is from RefSeq and is a predicted model, not a curated record.
UGAAAAAUGUGUCCCAAUAUUUAUGCUAAAAAAGAUGUAGGUUCAAGCAUUGUGAAAACAUAGUUGCUAUUGCUACAAAUCCUGUGAUUCUGAUAUGUUUUAAAUAUGCACCUGUCACAUAGGUAGAAGAUGAUGGUUUUCCUUCCUUAGGGACAUCAUAACAGAUACAAUUUGUCAGUGGAGCAUCUGAAGAAAAUGUCUGUGAUAUUGCGUUAUCAGAAGUGAACUAUGUAUUGCAUGGCAAGAUUCCUUUCUUAAGAAAUGUUCUCCAACGUAAUGUUACAGACUGAAGAAGAAAAAGAAAUUUUCUUAUGUAUGUUGCGGCAAAUAUGUGAAUGUGAAGGUGGUGCAGAAAAUUAUAAGAGAUGUUACUCAUACCUGAAAAAAGAGACUGCUCAGUGGUUUUUUGAAGAAGCCACGAAGUGUCAUUAUGGCACAAUAACUAGCUACGACGACAUGGUUGAAAUCGGCUGUUCUAUUCCCCGCGAAGAUUUUUAUGAUUGUUUUAAGAAGAUGGAUGAAAAAGUAAGGGUGAAAACAAUAGAGACGAGCAAUAAUCCAAUGAAAUACGAUGAAUUUAUUGGACUUGAGUCAUCCAGAAGCUGCUGUGUACCUAACCUGUCGAUGUGUGUCGACAACCCAGAUGAUUGUUUCUAAAUUGCCCUUACUUCCGCUCCGUUGGCAAAACAGUUUCUCCUACAUGCUUUCUACAGUAUUCAAAAAAGAAGAAGGUGUUGGAUAUUUCCUUAUUUAAUCUGUGACUUAAUGUUUGUUUUGUUAAAUGAUACUCUUAAAAAGCUAUCAAUAAAUAUUUAUUUUGAAAGUG